CUUAAUUUUUACAUUUAAAACGUAAAAAUAAAGUAUAGUUCUUUAAUAAAUAAGAUAAUAAAUAAAGUAAGCAAGAUAGAUAGAAUACAUUUUUAAAACUUAAAUAGAACCUAUAUAAUAUGACAGAUUAAAUAAAUUGCUUGUCUGUAGUUCUAAAAAAUAUGCAAGCAAAGAGGCUACUUUCAUUUAGUGAAGUGGACUUUAUUACAGAUGGAGCAACGCGUGGAAAUGACAAAAUUUUAGGAAUUCUUUAAGAUUUUUUCAAUGAAAAUUAAUAGCAGCAACAAGAAAUAGAAGUAUUCGAAAAUAAGAUUUUGGAUUUUUUGAAAGAGCAGGAUACGCGGUCUAUUCAAUAAAACCAAAAAUAAAAUGAUUUAAAUAGCUCUGAAGAAAAUGAAAAAUCAUAAGAAAGCCCAUCAAAAACUAAUAUUUAGGUACCUCUAAAAAAAGGAGAAGAAGUAAAUGGAACAAGUUAGUAGUAAAAUAAUAACAUUUCUAAUUUGGCUGAAAAGAAAUCUAAUCAUAUAAGCUUUGGCCAUUUUUUUUCAAAUAAAAGCGAAAAUUCUGAUAGUUAAAAGUUUAUUUCUACUCUUAGUUUGCAAAAGCAAUAAGCAUUGCAAUAUUUAAAAUCUAUUCUUGAUUUAAAAUAAAAGAACUCUAGUAUUAGCGAGAAGCAAUCGAAUCAAAAAUAUAGUGAAGACUUUGAUUUCUUAUGUGAAGAUCUACUCAUACAUCUUCUUAGCCCAGAAAAGAGCGAUUAUAAUCAGGCAGAAUAAGAAAUAACUCAACUUCUUACUCAAAAAAAAAAUAUAAUUAAAGAAAAAAUAUUUGCUUCCUAAAAGUCACUUCUAAAAGCCUCUAUAAUAAAUUGUGAAAUGUAUUAAAUUGUAAGGUACACUAAAGAAAUUCUAAAAAAUUUAUUUGGAAUUUGUGAGUUUGAGGUGGCAAAAAUUCAUAAUAACAUGAUAAACACAUUUUAAUCAAAGAAUAUUAUCUAAUUUACAGGCGACACAAAAGAUGAAGAGGAGCUUAAAAAAUAAUUUAAUUAAUAUGUGCCAAAUAAGGUUUUUUUGUUAAAUGAUGCACAGAAAAAAGAUUUAGAAAAUUUGUUUUGCUUCGAAAAAAAUAAGGAAUCUCUUAUGAUAUUAAAAUCGUAGGAUGAUGAUGCUUACAUUUUAGUUUUCCACGUUAAUCCCCACUAGAAAGGCGAUUCUUUUUUCUCGAUUUUGGAGAAUAACUUUGAUAAUAGUUUUAAUAAUUUAUUUAAAGAUUAGAUCAUCUCUCUACUUUGCAUCUUUGUUAGAGAUAAAGAUUAUUUGCAAAAAAAAUAUUUGCACAAACUCGUUAAGUUGAUUGAAGAAUAUAUUAAAAAAUCAGAACUCAUACUCAUUGAAGAUAUUAGAAUUUGCUUUCAAAAAUAUUUUGACAUACCAGCGUAAAUUAUUUUUGGAUGGGAACAACUGCAAUAGGUUAAUUAGAAUAACUAAGUUCAGUAAGAAGAUUCUUGUAAGUAUGAAAUAUCUAUACCUAUAGCUAAAAUUACACUUAAAUGCUAUCUUACUAAAGCUCAUUAUAGCAAACUAUUAUAACUCCAAAUAUUUGAAAAGGUAAUGACAGCUAUAUAUAGUGACCAUCACUAGAAAAUAAAAACUCUGCUAAGCAAAUUCACUAAUUACAUGUACUUUCUGAGGAAUGGAGAGAUAGUGCUUAUGGAUUUUAAUAAUAAAGGAGAUUUAAUAUUCAUAUCCUAAACUUUAAACCCUGCAACUAUUGAAAAGCUAAAAAUAAAAAUAUCUGAAAGCAGUGACAGUGUUGACCCGUCCUUUUAUUUUAAUUAUUUAGAUAUUUUUUAAAACAACUAACAUGUAAAAACACUCAUUUAGGAAAUACGUAAUGAUCCUGAAAAAUUUAGUAUCAGAAGUGAGGGAGAUCCUCAUGUUGAAAUUAUAAUAAAUCCUUCAAGUAAAAAUGAUGGUAAAAGAGGUUUCAAGAUAUUUUUAAAGUAGGAAGAUUUUCAUACUUUAAAUACAAUAUCGAUAUAAUAGCCAUCACAAAAUUUAAAGGAGAAACAUUUACCUUAAGUUAGUAAAAUUAAAAGGGCUAUGCAUAAGCUUUCAUUUAUUACAAGGACAUCAAAAACAGCAAUGUCUAAAGAUAUGGUACUAAAAGAUCCUGAUGUUAAAAACUCUUGGGUCAGAGAGUAUUUACCAGACAGAGAUUUACAAAAAAUAUAAGAAGAUGAAAAUCAAAAACAAGAUGGCAAUUAAAAUAGAUCUAAUUAGCCACGUUUAUUUAAUCCUCAAACUACCAUAAAUAGAAUUUCUGAUGUGCUUCUAACAAGUUAAAAUAUAAGCAAGCCCUAACCACAAGAUCUAACUAAAAAAGAGCAAGAAGAUACUUUACUUGACCAAUUCAAGUUUGACAUAUUUAAAGCAGACUAGAAAGAAAAAGUUAGGAUAAUUUGGUCUAUUUUCUAAAAAAGAAACUAUUUUGAAAAAUACAAAAUUCCUAUAAGUUAAUUUUGUGAAUUCAUUUAAGAGAUAAGAUUAAGAUAUAAUAAGAGAGGAAAUCCUUUCCAUAAUUUUGAUCAUGGUAUCACUGUUAUGCAUGGAUGUUACAUGCUUUGUUGUUAGACAGUAGCACAAACAAUCAUAAAAGAAAUUAAUGAAUUUGCCUUAAUUUUUUCAGGUCUAUGUCAUGAUGUUUCUCAUACAGCAAGAACGAAUCUUUUUGAAGUAAAUAGUAUGUCAAAGCUAGCUAUUCGCUACCAUGAUAAAAGUGUAUUAGAAUAACACCAUAUUGCUGUUACAUUUAAAAUUUUGAGGAAAAAGGAAGCAAAUAUUCUAACUUAGCUACCUUUAGAAUAGGUUUAGCAAAUAAGAAAAAUAGUUAUAAGUAAUAUAUUAGCUACAGAUAUAAAGUAGCAUUUUGAUCUAUUAAAGGACUUUGAGCUGAGGUUUGGCAACAAAGGGUUGAAGUUAAAAAAUGAUUUUCAAAUAAACGAGUAAGAAUGUCAAAGUGUUACUACAUAUUCAGAUAAUGAUUUAAAUUUAAUCACAAAUAUGAUGAUCCACGCAGCUGAUUUCCAUGGCAAUGCAUAGGAGUUCGAGCUGAGUAAAAAAUGGAGUCUACUUGUCAAUCAAGAAUUUCAAGCUUAAUAUAAAGAAGAAGCAGAAAAGAAUAUCCCACAAACUCCAUAUUUAAAAGAUCUUGAUAAAAGAGAUAUAUUGGCAAAAAGUGAAAUCGGUUUUAUAAAUGCUAUUGUUAAACCUCUUUGGGAGUUACUUAAUAAAUUUUUAGGAGAUGACUUACAAAUAUCAACAAAUAAUUUGUCAAAUAAUAUCAAAUAGUGGGAUCAAAUCAACAAAGAAUGCAGUAAUUAAGAGCCAUCUUAAAAAUUAAAUAGCAUUGAUAAAGUAUCCACUAAUAAUAAUACAAAUAAAAACAAUGAAGACAAGAAAGAUGAAAAGUAAUCACCAAAUAAUUUAUCUUAAAACGGAGAAUAGCAUAAAAGUUUGGAAUCUUCACCACUAGUGAAUAGUCCAAUUUUAAGCAAUUUAUCUAAAAUAGAAAAGAAAUCUUUAUUUAAAUAAAUUACUGAAGAGAAAGUUCAAACAUAAAGUGAAUAGGAAUAAAAUUAGUUAUAAAGUAGUGAAGAUUAGGUGUAGUAGUAAAAUGGAGAACAAGCCUAAACAUAAAAUGAAUAAAUUAACUAAAACUAAAUAUAAAAAAAUAAUGAAAAUAGCGAAGAAAAGUGAAAAAUAUCGUAUACAUGUCUACGAUGUGAAUAAUAAAACUCAAUUAUUUCAAUUAAAAUAAUAACAUUAAGCUACUUAAAACAGAGAAAGUUUAGUUGGUUGGUUGGUUCGUUGCUUGGUUGGUUGACUGUCUAUCUCUAUGAUUAACUGUCAUACUGACAAACUUAGUAAUUUACUAACUAAGUAUUAAAUAUAUAUAAAUUCAGAAAAAUGUAAAUGUAAUAAACACACAAUAUUAUUUAGUUAGUCAAUAUUUAUCUUUAAUUUUUUCCUUUUUCUUAUUGAAUGAAAUUAAUUUACAUUUGUGUUGGUUGAAAUAAAUUUAAUAUUAAAAAGUAUUUAAAUAAAUGAGAUUUGUAAAAAGCCUAUAUUUUUUA
Tetrahymena thermophila SB210 is the source of this 4135-nucleotide messenger RNA. Its product is annotated as 3',5'-cyclic-nucleotide phosphodiesterase. Gene Ontology annotation, molecular function: 3',5'-cyclic-nucleotide phosphodiesterase activity. The record is from RefSeq and is a predicted model, not a curated record. The transcript is spliced from 14 exons. Lineage: Eukaryota; Ciliophora; Oligohymenophorea; Hymenostomatida; Tetrahymenidae. Gene Ontology annotation, biological process: signal transduction.